Molecule: messenger RNA, 1530 nt
Organism: Somion occarium
Lineage: Eukaryota; Fungi; Basidiomycota; Agaricomycetes; Polyporales; Cerrenaceae
Source: the annotation of a GenBank genome assembly
GUCCUAGGCAGCCACAUUGAAAACCACAUAUAAGACCUCCCGACCCGGAUGAACUUGGAAAAGAGGUCCUUUACCUCCCUAUAUCUCUGCACAAGAGCUCUAGAAACCGGCUGAGUGCUGAAGACUUCCCGUUCUCUUCUUCAGACGGUAUCAAGGGCCCCCUGCCAGAUCCUAUCCGACGAAAUGGGAUUGAAUACCCGGCUGAACUCAGAUGCAAACCUCUCCAUAGAGCACCUAUCUCUACCAAGCCUACCAGCUCAACCAAAACUGCACACAAAGUCAAGAUUCUCACAGUCAGCAAUCAACUCACGAGGAUGAGGCGAUCGCAUACGCUAUGGCAAAACCUGAAAGCCUACGCAGCUCGUGGCAUCUAUAUGGGCCCCAACGCAAACCCCUCAUUUUUUCGUGAAGACGUCGAUCACAAAGGAUGGUUCAAUACUUGGACAGCAAGAGGCAAUCGAUCCGUCCCUCCAAUGAAACAACAGGCCGAUGCGGUGAAUGCUAUUUCUGCUUGGCUCGGUACUCACAUUAAUAGCCCAGAGCCAAUUGUCAACUGCGAGGAUUCAGUUCAAGAUCAGAUUCAACUACAACUUAUGCAGCCAUUGGGGUACAUCUUACAGACUCGAUAUCGCAAUACUGUUAUGGACCCGCUACGUGGAACGUCCGACGACCAAACUUGGCACCAUGAAGUCCCGAAGAAGGAUACAAAGAAGAAUGCGAAGAAGGUCUCGGAUGAUCAAAUUUCUACCGGCGAUCAAGUCGUGGACCAGGAUUCUUCAACCAGCGGUCAAGACCACGAAGAUGCCCACAACCGACAUGAUAAGUCUGAAGAGGAAGGGGCCCAUUCUAAUACCCAGGGAGCUGACCAGAGUGAUAAUGAUGACAAGGACAAACAGAGCGAUCUUCGUUCAGACAUCCCAGCACGGGGAGCACCACCGGCUGCGUUUAUGCCUUUCUGGGGGCGCAGCACGUACGCUGCCCAUAAGAAUGCAAAGAAAAUGGCUCUUGCACAUCAUAAAGGAGGUCUUGCUGGUUUUCCCGAUUUCUUAAUGAUGGGCAGCGGUAGUCAUCAAGAUCACGGUGGUAUCGGCGAAGGGAAAACGAGUUGGGGAGUCUCGAAUGAUGUUCUUCAAAAUGAUCUGUUUGACAAAUCCAUGGCGCCUAAAGGCAAAUUUCUUUGGACAUCCAAGGGCCAAAUGCCAAACCUUGUUCGCCAGAUCUGGGGCGAAUUGGAGUUUUUCUCUUCGCAAUGGGGGUUCUUCACCAAUGGAAGUCUCAUUAUGGUGUUCGUCAAGACGUCAAAGAAUGAGCUUGUUUUCUCGGACUUCCAACCCUGGGAGCAAGAUGACGUCCUUCAAGCCUUGGCCGGCUUGUCCUUUGCCGCAUAUGAUACUGUUAAGGAGGAACUGUUUCAAGAGACUGAUUUGAACCUGAUUGAAAUGCUCUGCCCUGAGAAUAGUCGUGUUAUGGACUGGUAAAUUUUUGUGGAUCAGUAUUCUCGGGGCAAUGUAAGAAAUGUGCCCUAUGUAU